This is a messenger RNA of Vespa mandarinia (Asian giant hornet), 693 nucleotides long. RefSeq lists its product as uncharacterized. The record is from RefSeq and is a predicted model, not a curated record. Lineage: Eukaryota; Metazoa; Arthropoda; Insecta; Hymenoptera; Vespidae.
AUGUCUAUUAAAGAUGCUGACGAGGAUGAUAAUGAUUAUCGUGACACUGUGGUCUGCAAAGAAGAUGAAAUGAAGAACGAGAAUUUUAUCUACAAUGAUUUGCUCGUAAGAGCGUUAGUCCAAUUGUUCCCACGAGAAGAAUCGUCUUUACGGCUGACAGAAAGAUCACUUAUACAUUUAUGGCUGGAGAAAUUAAAGAAUAUCCACACAGACAAUACGGAGGAGCUUUCCAAUCGUAAUAAUUAUAUGUGGUUGUUGCUCUUUGUUUUACAAAAUGGUAACUUAAUCGAGCCAUUCGAUGAACCACCACCUAUCGAUGAAUUGCCUCCAAUCUCUGAUAUCGUGCCGGCGCAAAUGAUCGAAGAAUUGAUAUCGUUGCCGGACAUAAAUUUCCCUCAAACCAACUGGAUCAUUUCUGAUACGAAUGUGAUGGACAUGAAGGAAGCUCAUUCUACUGGUAUGCCACCUCACAAAUUUCUAGAAUAUCAGCCUCGUCCCGUUAACGGAAUAUCCUGCUAUUUUUCAAUAUUCAGCAAACCUUCUUAAAGGAAGAAGCUUUCUUUUUUCAAGCACAGCCAUAAAUUAUGAUCAAUUGAAUGUAUUAUCAAGGAAACGUAAACUAGAUACUUACUCACGUAAAUAAAUUCAUUAAUAAUGUAAAACCUUUAGAGAUACAUAUCGAUAAGCAAACUA